Ipomoea nil (Japanese morning glory) is the source of this 560-nucleotide messenger RNA. Its product is annotated as probable calcium-binding protein CML30. The record is from RefSeq and is a predicted model, not a curated record. The coding region runs from base 51 to 560 and encodes 169 amino acids. Lineage: Eukaryota; Viridiplantae; Streptophyta; Magnoliopsida; Solanales; Convolvulaceae. Gene Ontology annotation, molecular function: calcium ion binding. The transcript has a single exon.
AAAAACCUUUUCUCUCUUCUUCAUAGCAAGAACUAGUAGUAUCUGCAACAAUGGAGUUGACAGCAAGAAACACUACUACUACUGCAGCAUCAUCGUCUAUUCUCGUCACGUUCUUCAAAUUCCUCUACUCCGCUAUCCGCGAGGCCUUCCUCCUCAAACCCCCUCAAAUCUCCAUUAAUCCCGGCGGCGGAGGCAAGGUGGAGGAGGAUGCAUGCAGUGUUUGCAUGGCGGAUGUGAAGGUGGUGAUGGGUAGACUCGGCAUGGAGUGGGAAGAAGACGAGGAGGAGGAAGAAGAAGAGAGUGAAAGGGUUGUUGUUGGUGGAGGUGAGGAGGAGGCUAGCAUGGCGGAGGUCAAACGAUGUUUCGAUGUGUUUGAUGAGAAUGGGGAUGGGUUCAUAGAAGCAUGUGAGUUGCAGAGAGUUCUUGUUUGUUUGGGCUUAGAGGAGGAGGGGUGUGGGUUGGAGGAUUGCAAGAGGAUGAUUUGGGCUUUUGAUGAGAAUGGUGAUGGGGUGAUUGAUCUUGGUGAGUUUGCUAAACUUAUGGCCCAAAUCUCCAUCUAG